AUCGCUCUACGAUUCCGGCGUCGAGGUCAGCGUCUGCGCAUUGGGCGCCUGUCAGUGGCUUCCUGGGAGCUCGCAGCGCAGACCUGUUAAAUUAUGAAGGCUUUUGCAUUUUGAGACACUGCUCAACAAUGGAGGAAACAGACAGGGAAGCAGUUGCAACAGCUGUACAAAGAGUAGCUGGAAUGCUUCAGCGACCUGACCAGUUGGAUAAAGUGGAGCAGUACCGCAGGAGGGAAGCUCGUAAGAAAGCCUCAGUGGAAGCUCGACUAAAGGCAGCAAUCCAGUCACAGUUGGAUGGGGUACGAACUGGUUUAAGCCAACUGCAUAAUGCAUUGAAUGAUGUAAAGGACAUACAGCGAUCUUUGAUAGAUGUCAAUAAAGACUGGCGACAGAGUAUCAACACCAUAGAAAACCUCAAGGAUGUUAAGGAUGCUGUAGUCCAACAUAGUCAGCUGGCAGCUGCUGUAGAAAACCUCAAAAAUAUCUUCUCGGUGCCAGAGAUCGUUAGGGAGACUCAGGAUUUGACUGAGCAAGGGGAACUUCUGCAAGCCCAUCGAAAGCUGAUGGACUUAGAGUGUUCUCGUGAUGAUCUGAUGUAUGAGCAGUAUCGUAUGGAUAGCAAGAACACCCAUGACAUGAAUCUCAUCCAUGUGUACUUUGGGGAUAUGCAAAAACUCUCUGAGGAGCUUGCCAAACAACUCUGGAUGGUGGUUCAAAGAUCUCUAGUUACUGUUCGUCGAGACCCAACCUUGCUUGUCUCUGUUGUCAGGAUAAUUGAGAGGGAAGAGAAAAUAGACAGGCGCAUGCUAGACCGGAAAAAACAAACUGGGUUCAUUCCUCCUGGCAGGCCAAAGAAGUGGAAAGAAAAAAUGUUCAAUAUUUUGGACAGAACUGUAACUACCAGGAUUGAAGGCACUCAAGCAGAUACUAGAGAAUCUGACAAAAUGUGGCUUGUGCGCCAUCUGGAAAUCAUACGCAAAUAUGUCCUUGAUGAUCUGCUGGUGGCCAAAAAUCUAAUGGUUCAAUGUUUUCCCCCACAUUAUGACAUUUUCAAAAAAUUAUUGAGCAUGUACCACCAGGCUUUGUCCACACGCAUGCAGGAUCUCGCUUCAGAAGAUCUGGAAGCAAAUGAGAUUGUAAGCCUUUUAACUUGGGUUUUAAAUACAUAUAAAAG
Messenger RNA from Terrapene triunguis (Three-toed box turtle), 1174 nucleotides. RefSeq names its product exocyst complex component 3. Gene Ontology annotation, cellular component: exocyst. The record is from RefSeq and is a predicted model, not a curated record. NCBI's taxonomy places the organism in Eukaryota, Metazoa, Chordata, Testudines, Emydidae. The annotation marks the transcript as partial. The transcript is spliced from 4 exons. Gene Ontology annotation, molecular function: SNARE binding. Gene Ontology annotation, biological process: exocytosis; exocyst localization.